GGUGUGGUAAUCGUUCUGUGUGAAUUGCAUCGAAUCUAGUCAAUUUGGCGGCUUUUGUGUCGUUUUGGAUGUAAAUAAGCGAAAUGGCCGUCUUAAUAUUAUAAAAGAACGACAAGUCUGCUCACCCUCACAGGCGGCCGGAGGAUUUGUGUAGUGUUAUUACAUCAGGCCUUUACAAAUUAUCUGGGAAGAGAGUGAAACGCUUGGAGGACCAUGAGUGAGCUGGAGCAGUUGCGGCAGGAGGCCGAACAACUGCGCAAUCAGAUCAGAGACGCCAGGAAAGCAUGCAGCGACUCCAGCCUGUCCCAGAUUACGGCGGGUCUGGAUUCCGUCGGAAGGAUCCAGAUGAGAACGAGGCGGACCCUCCGCGGCCAUUUAGCCAAGAUCUACGCCAUGCACUGGGGCACUGAUUCCAGGUUACUAGUUAGUGCCUCGCAAGAUGGCAAGCUCAUCGUUUGGGACAGCUACACCACAAACAAGAUUCAUGCCAUUCCAUUAAGGUCAUCAUGGGUGAUGACUUGUGCCUACGCUCCUUCAGGGAAUUAUGUAGCUUGCGGAGGCCUGGACAACAUCUGCUCAAUCUACAGCCUUAAAACCCGCGAGGGCAAUGUCAGAGUCACCAGAGAACUGCCUGGACACACAGGAUAUUUGUCGUGUUGUCGCUUUUUAGAUGAUAGUCAGAUAGUCACCAGCUCUGGUGAUACGACAUGUGCUCUGUGGGAUAUUGAGACCGGUCAGCAGACGACCACAUUCACAGGGCACAGCGGAGAUGUGAUGAGCCUGUCCCUCAGUCCAGACUCCAAGACCUUUGUAUCGGGCGCCUGCGACGCGUCCUCCAAACUGUGGGACAUUCGAGAUGGAAUGUGCAGGCAGUCUUUCACCGGCCACGUGUCUGAUAUAAAUGCUGUCUGUUUCUUCCCAAAUGGUAACGCGUUCACCACGGGCUCAGAUGACGCCACUUGUCGUUUGUUUGACCUUCGCGCAGACCAGGAACUGAUGAUGUACUCUCACGAUAACAUAAUCUGCGGCAUUACCUCCGUGGCCUUCUCCAAAAGUGGACGACUGCUGCUCGCCGGCUACGAUGACUUCAACUGCAACGUGUGGGACAUGCUGAAGGGAGAGCGCGCAGGCGUUCUAGCUGGGCAUGACAACAGGGUCAGCUGUUUGGGGGUGACCAGUGAUGGCAUGGCAGUGGCCACCGGUUCUUGGGACAGUUUCCUAAGGAUAUGGAACUAACCUCAAUGGACGGGACUCUUUCUGAUCUCACAGUCACUGUAGUGCUGCCACACAUAACCUCUCCUGCUCCUCACCUGUUUUGUUUUGUUUUUUUCUCCAUCUUCUCUCUUUCUGAAGUCACACUACCCCACAAUCCUUACAUUCAGCAUUGAGGAGCCUCCACAGGGUUUCUUUGUCUCUGGCUUUUUCACGAGGCGGCGGACAGACUGUGUGUUCUGUAUAUAUCAGUGUUUGGAUGUUCUGAUGUGCGGAUACUCAAAAUGGGUGUCCGUAUUUUCUUUUCUCUGCUUACAAUAUGUUUUACUUCAUUCCCCAGUCACACAGUUCCACACCCAUUGACCAAUGCAGUAAUCUAAAAGACGAGGCUGCCGUUGUAUUAUAGGCCAUCAGUGUUUGACCUUUGACCUUAAGUUUGGUCUGCUUCUUCAGCUAGUGUUGCUCUGGUUCUAUCUUUGGUUCUGGCUUUGGUUGGUAGAGUGUAGUUGUGAGAGGAAACCCUGAUGUCGUUGGGGUUGUUCUUGUCAUCCUUCAAGCCUGACAGUAACAUUUGGUAUGUUUUAGACUGCAUACACUGUCAGCCUGUCUUUACUACCACUAGAUAAACUGCUUUCUGUACUGAUCCAGCUGGAGGUUUGUGAUACUUUUAUGUUAAUCAGGACGAUUCAGCCACAAGUGAGUUUUCAUUAUUCAACCUCCAUGUUUCAUACAUGUAUGAGUUCAUUUCUUUUGAGGAAGGCCAUGCUGUGCUGUGUUUUCCAAGCACUCACCUUAAAUGGCUACUUGUGCAUUUACAAUUCAAAAAGGAGACAAAAACACCAUAAAACAUGCGUAACUGGUCCAGAUAAUGUUUGCUUAGUCUUCUGAAUGGAGCUGUGGUGAAGUCAUUCGAGAAAUUGAUUGGGUUUUUCAAAAUCCAUCUCUAUUCUUUCUCAAAUCAAUUCUGAGCUUAGUUUUUCUGUAUGUUUUACAAACAGCUGUGCCCUGCUUGCAUCGAAUUCCUUACAAAUACCGCUUGAACCUAAAAUAAUCAUUAAUAAAGUUAGGAAAGGUUUAAGUGAAGUAUAAGGGUUUAUAGUGAGCUUCGUUUACAUUAAUCUUCCGACAUAAAAGAAGCCUUACAUGACAAGUGCAUUUCCUUGUGAACAAUGUACGGUUAAAAACUAGCAAAGAGUGUGGUCUGUGGUUCAACACUAUCUUAGUGUCGUCUGAUGUUAAAAACUAUUCUACAGUGUUAUCUGCUCUUAAAAACUUGCUUAGGGCACCAUCUUCUGUUAAAAAGUAGCCUAAAGCACCAUCUGCUGUUAAAAACUAGCCUUUUGCACCUAGCUUAGAGUGCAAUCUGUGGUUAAAAACUAGUCUAGAGCACCUUCAGCUGUAAAAGAAACUAGCCUAGAGCAUUCACUGCUGUUAAAAACUAGCCUACAAUGCCAUCUGCUGUUAAAAAAAACAGCCUAAAGCACCAUCUGCUGUUAAAAACUAGCCUAUAGCACCUAGCUGCAGUCUGGGUUGAGCACUUUCAGCCUUAAAAAAAAACUAGCCUAAAGUGCCAUCUGCUGUUAAAAACUAGCCUACAUCUUCAUCUGUGGUUAAAACCUAGCCUACAGCGCCGUCAGCCAUACUAAAUUAGCAUAGAGCGACACCUGCUGCUAAAAACUAGUCUACAACACCACCUGCUGUUAAAAACUAGCAUAGAUCACCAUCUGCUGUUAAAACCUAGCCUAGAGUGCCAUCAGCCAUAAGAAAACUAGCCUAGAGCGCUAUCUGCGGUUAAACUAACCUACAAUGUCAUCUGCGGUUUAAACCUAGCCUAGAGCGCUGUCAGCUAUUAAAAACUAGACUAGAGUGACAUCUGCUGUUAAAAACUAGCCUAUAGCAUCUAGCUUAGAGUGUAGUUUGGGUUAAAAACUAGCCUAGAUCGCCAUCUGCUGUUAAAAAGUAGUGUACAAUGCCAUCUGUGGUUAAAACCUAGCCUAGAGCGCCGUCAGCCAUAAGAAACUAGCCUAGAGCUACAUCUGUUGUUAAACUACCCUACAGCACCAUCUGCUGUUAAAAACUAGCCUACAGCACCAUCUGCUUUUAAAAACUAGCCUACAGCGCCAUCUGCUGUUAAAACUUGCCUAUAGCACCAUCUGCUGUUAAAAACGAGCCUACAGCAGCAUCAGCUGUUGAAAACUACCUUAUAGCGCCAUCUGCUGUUAAAAACUAGCUUAGAGCGCCAUCUGAUGUUAAAAAUUAGCCUACAUGCCAUCUGCUGUUAAAAACUAGCCUAGAGCGCCAUCUGCUGUUAAAAACUAGCUUAGAGAGCCAUCUGAUGUUAAAAAUUAGCCUACAUGCCAUCUGCUGUUAAAAACUAGCCUAGUGCGCCAUCUGCUGUUAAAAACUAGCCUAGAGCGCCAUCUGCUGUUAAAAACUAGCCUAGAGCACCAUCCGCUGUUAAAAGCUAGCCUAGAUCAUCAUCCGCAGUUGAAAACUAACCUAGAGCGCCAUCCGCUGUUAAAAACUAGCCUAGAUCACCAUCCGCUGUUAAAAACUAGCCUAAAGCGCCAUCUGCUGUUAAAAACUAGCCUUGUAGCGCCAUCUGCUGUUAAAAGCUAGCCUAGAUCAUCAUCCGCAGUUAAAAACUAACCUAGAGCGCCAUCCGCUGUUAAAAACUAGCCUAGAUCACCAUCCGCUGUUAAAAACUAGCCUAGAUCACCAUCCGCUGUUAAAAACUAGCCUAGAGCGCCAUCCGCUGUUAAAAACUAGCCUAGAGCGCCAUCCGCUGUUAAAAACUAGCCUAGAGCGCCAUCCGCUGUUAAAAACUAGCCUAGAGCGCCAUCCGCUGUUAAAAACUAGCCUAGAGCGCCAUCCGCUGUUAAAAACUAGCCUAGAGCGCCAUCCGCUGUUAAAAACUAGCCUAGAGCGCCAUCCGCUGUUAAAAACUAGCCUAGAGCACCAUCCGCUGUUAAAAACUAGCCUAGAGAGCCAUCCGCUGUUAAAAACUAGCCUAGAGAGCCAUCCGCUGUUAAAAACUAGCAUAGAUCACCAUCCGCUGUUAAAAACUAGCUUAGAGCGCCAUCUGCUGUUAAAAAUAAGCCUACAUGCCAUCUGCUGUUAAAAACUAGCACAGAUCACCAUCCGCUGUUAAAAACUAGCCUAGAUCACCAUCCGCUGUUUAAAAACUAGCCUAGAGCGCCAUCCGCUGUUAAAAACUAGCCUAGAGCGCCAUCCGCUGUUAAAAACUAGCCUAGAUCACCAUCCGCUGUUUAAAAACUAGCCUAGAUCGCCAUCUGCUGUAAAAACGAAGUGCGAAAUCGAAUAGAGAACAGCGAUGUAUUUUGUAAAUCAUGCCAUUUCUUUCACCACAGCUCUACUAUUGUAGAUAUAUAAGAAACUGAGUAAGAAUCCGUCUGGAAGUGGGACCGUCCUAAUGCACAUUCACUGUUUAGUAGUAAAUAGUAAUGCACAGAUGAUGUUAAGUGUAAAUGCAUGGCCCAAUUUUAUAAAACUCCUAUGGUGCUUGGAUGUUUGGAAGAGGCACAUAAGAAUCAUAUGGGUGUGUUAUUGAAUAUUUGAGUCUUUAAUUUUAAUCCAAAUACCAGAUAGCAGGCUGGAAGUGCAACCUAGCACCUAUCAAGAGGCCUUGGUUUUGCAAGUCUGAAACUGCCUGCUUAUUUUUUUGUUUUUUUAACACACACACACACACACACACACACACACACACACACACACACACAUGAAAGCCUGCCCAUCUGAGAUGAGGACACAGCCAGGACUGUGUGCUUUUGCACUAGAAAAUAGUCAUGUGAAGCGACACACACUGGUGUUCUGCGUGUAUUUGUAUUAAUGUGCUUCAGCUCUGUGAUAGGUAAUUGUACAAACUUUCAAGAGCUGCACUGUGUAUUUUUCACAAAUUUGAGUAUUGAAGGUACCUGCUUGUUUGUUUGUUUUUUAAAAAAGCCUUAAAAUCAUAUCUCACUUGAACGUCAAUAAUCACCUUAAUUUUGUGCCAAGAAUGAACUGUGGUUUAGUUUAAUGCAUUGAUUUUUAUUUUCAGAUCUAUUAUGAAUCAUGAGUUUUUGGGGACUUUUCGUAAAGCACUUGUGUGAGUGUUUGAUUUGAGACAUGCGGUUAGUAAUGACAUGAAUAGCAAAUGUGGAAGUGAUGCUUCUCUGCUGUUUUGAGUGUUUACAAUAUUUAGAUCAAUGUAUCAAGGUACAUGAAGAACUUUUUAAUAGUGAUGAAGGCAAAAAAAAAGUGUUUUAACCUAAAAUUACAAAUCGAAACCAAAAAUAAAACCAACAUUAUUCAUACGUGGCCUCAUCAGUCUCGUCAAAAUAUAGCCGUUCAGUUCUUUAAUUGAAGGAAUGAUUUAAUGUCAUUGCAAGUUAUGCGAAAUCAUUUUGGUGCACUUACAAUGAAAGUGGAGCAAGGCACUUUUUAGUAGGGAUGUCCCGAUCAGGUGAAACCCGGUGCCAUACUUCUAUAAUACAUAAAAUAUAAUAAAGAAGAGCGCCAUCUUCUGUUAAAAUCUAGCCUAGAACAUCAUCUGCUGUUAAAAACUAGCCUACUACUUCAUCUGCAGUUAAAACCUUGCCUUGAGUGCUGUCAGCCAUGAGAAACUAGCCUAGAGCGACAUCUGCUGUUAAAAACUAGCCUACAUCGCCAUCUGCUGUAAAAAAACUAGCAUUGAUCACCAUUUGCUAGUAAAAACUAGCCUACAUCGCCAUCUGCUGUAAAAAAACUAGCAUAGAUCCCCAUUUGCUAGUAAAAACUAGCCUACAAAGCCAUCUGCUGUAAGUCGGGAUGUCCCGAUCAGGUUUUUUUGCCCUCGAGUCCGAGUCAUUUGAUUUUGAGUAUCUGCUGAUACCAAUACCCGAUCUGAUACUUCUGUAAUAAAAAAAAUAAAGAGCGAUGAAACAGA
This is a messenger RNA of Danio aesculapii, 6139 nucleotides long. RefSeq names its product guanine nucleotide binding protein (G protein), beta polypeptide 4a (gene gnb4a). The coding region runs from base 214 to 1236 and encodes 340 amino acids. Gene Ontology annotation, molecular function: protein binding; signaling receptor complex adaptor activity. The record is from RefSeq and is a predicted model, not a curated record. Gene Ontology annotation, biological process: G protein-coupled receptor signaling pathway. Gene Ontology annotation, cellular component: cytoplasm; heterotrimeric G-protein complex. Lineage: Eukaryota; Metazoa; Chordata; Actinopteri; Cypriniformes; Danionidae. The transcript is spliced from 10 exons.